AUGUCAAAGUUUGAUCCAUAUGAACACCUCAAGAUUAUUAAAAACCAAGAUGGUACCCUCACACGCCUAAUGAAAAUCCCACAACUUCCGGCAACCGGAGACGUUGACCUUCUCCCGGGUCAAACAGUCGUUAGCAAGGAUAUUACCCUCGAUGCCACCAAGAACACAUGGGUUCGAAUUUUUCGACCCGUAAAAAUACCCUCCAAUGACAACAAAAUUGCAAGAUUGCCAUUGGUUAUAUACUUCCACGCGGGUGGUUGGAUUAACUUCCAAGUUUCGGAUCGCGUGAACCACGAAACCAUGAACAAACUCGCGUUUGAGGUUCCAGUCAUUGCAGUCGCAGUAAACUACCGUCUGGCCCCAGAGACUAGACUCCCGGGCCAAUACGAUGACGCGAUGGACGCGUUAAAUUGGGUGAAAAAACAAGCCACGGACCCGAAUGGUGAACCGUGGAUCACAGAAUAUGUGGAUUUUUCGAGAGUUUUUCUCUACGGGACUUCAUGUGGGGCUAACAUUGUUUUGCACACAGCUUUACGAGUUAUCAAUCAGGAUAUAUCGCCAUUAACGAUAGCUGGAAUCAUACUAUGUGAGCCCUUUAUCGGGGGCAAAAAACGGACGAGAUCUGAGCUAAAAAUGGCUGCGGAUUUGUUGUUUCCAUUGCCGGUGAUUGAUCUAUUGUGGGAGCUUGCAUUGCCGAAUGGCACAGAUCGAGAUCAUAGAUUUUGCAACCCGUUAGCGGAUCAACAAGUAAAGAAAAAGAUGGAGAAGUUAGGGAGGUGUUUGGUUAUAGGUUUUGGAGGGGACCCAUUGAUUGAUAGGCAACAAGAACUUGUGCAAAUGAUGGUGAUGCAAGGGGUUGUGGUUGAAGCAAGAUUUGAUGAUGUAGGGUUUCAUGGGAUUGAGAUUGUUGAUCCAAAAAGAGCUGAUGCAAUUCUCAGUUUUGUUAAAGAAUUCAUUCUUUGAAAAUUUUGUCUAUAUAAAUUACAUGUUAAUUUCUGUUUCUCUAAUGUAAAAUUAUUUUUUAUACUUUUGUUUAG
Molecule: messenger RNA, 1037 nt
Organism: Helianthus annuus (common sunflower)
Lineage: Eukaryota; Viridiplantae; Streptophyta; Magnoliopsida; Asterales; Asteraceae
Product: probable carboxylesterase 9
Exons: 2
Coding region: 1-963 (320 amino acids)
Molecular function (GO): hydrolase activity
Source: RefSeq, a predicted model, not a curated record